Molecule: messenger RNA, 1176 nt
Organism: Hyaloscypha bicolor E
Lineage: Eukaryota; Fungi; Ascomycota; Leotiomycetes; Helotiales; Hyaloscyphaceae
Exons: 2
Coding region: 1-1176 (391 amino acids)
Cellular component (GO): Prp19 complex; U2-type catalytic step 1 spliceosome; U2-type catalytic step 2 spliceosome
Molecular function (GO): pre-mRNA binding; metal ion binding; U6 snRNA binding
Source: RefSeq, a predicted model, not a curated record
AUGGCCGACGUCGAGACAGCUACACCUCCUACGAUGGCGCCUCAGGAUAUGGGAGGCGAGGAAGCCUCCACAGCCCUGACAACGACGAGCAACGAGGUGUCGGCGCCAUCAGAGAGAAAAGUGAAGAAGAUCAUCAGGAAGAAGAAGCGCGCAGCGCGACCUCAAGUCGACCCCUCGACCAUGAAAUCCGAACCUCCUCCUCAGACUGGUACGAUUUUCAACAUCUGGUAUAACAAGUGGUCUGGCGGCGAUCGGGAGGACAAGUACUUAUCGAAGACUGCUGCUGCGGGCCGCUGCAACAUUGCGAAGGACACGGGGUAUACGAAGGCCGACAAAGUGCCUGGAAGCUAUUUCUGCCUCUUCUUUGCGAGGGGGAUAUGUCCAAAGGGACAGGAGUGCGAGUAUCUGCACAGAUUACCAGGCAUUCAUGAUAUGUUCAACCCGAAUGUGGACGUUUUUGGCAGAGACAAGCACUCCGAUUAUAGAGACGAUAUGGGUGGUGUGGGAAGCUUUAUGAGACAGAAUCGCACGAUAUACGUGGGAAGGAUACACGUUAGUGAUGACAUCGAGGAAGUGGUUGCUAGACAUUUCGCAGAAUGGGGUCAGGUUGAACGAAUACGUGUGCUCAACACUCGGGGUGUUGCGUUUAUCACAUAUUCUAAUGAAGCCAACGCACAAUUUGCCAAGGAAGCAAUGGCACAUCAAUCCCUGGAUCAUAGCGAGAUUCUGAACGUUCGAUGGGCUACCGCCGACCCCAACCCAAUGGCUCAGAAGCGAGAAGUACGAAGAAUUGAAGAACAAGCAGCUGAGGCUGUACGGAGGGCACUACCAGCAGAGUUCGUGGCUGAGAUUGAAGGACGUGAUCUAGAAGCACGGAAACGAAAGAGGAUUGAAGGUGGAUUCGGCUUAGCAGAAUACGAAGCCCCUGAUGAUAUCUACUUUGCGAGAGGAGUUAACGCGGUCAAUCCAGUUGGUAGACAGGGCUUGACGCUGGAGGAAGAGCAAAGGUUGAUGAUUGAGGCUGAUCAGGUGGAGAAGGAAGAGGCAGAGGAGACUGGCAUAUUCUCAAGCAGUACUCUUGCGGCAUUGAAAGGAGCCCAAGCUUCAGUUGCACCAAGGUCGAAGACGAAAGCACCUUCGGGACCUUUGGUUGCGUACGAUAGCGACAGUGAUUGA